UUGCCAUCGGAAUGUACAGCGUGCUCCACCAGAUUGCCCCGGCGACGAUCGCGCGCCGCCCGCGCAACUACUACGCCGUCCCCGAGGUAGGAUGCUCUUUGGCUCGCAGGCCAUCACGCGUGCGUAGGUCUGUCCGUUCGUAGCGACGCCCAACAUCCGCUUUGAGGUUGCGCUGGCCGACGAGACGAUGGUGCUUGGGGACAGCCGCGUGUUUCUCGUCUUUGGCACUGCUGCGUCGCCCAAGGACGGCAUGACGUCGGCGCAGUCGGCCUUCUUUGCCCAAGACGUGGUCGACGUCCGCUCGGUUAUGUUUGACGCAGCGGCGUUUAGCGUGCCGGGGGCGCUGGGCUUUGUGCCGCCGAGCCUCGCUGGCUUCACCGCCGACAAUUGCUACGUCCAAGCGUUCAUCAAUGCGAAUCCGCUCGACCCGGAUCCGAUGACGUGCCCGGGCAACCUGUACAGUGUACCGACGCGCCUCGACUGGUCGAGUCUUCGCGCCGACGCUCCUACCGUGCUGACGCUCACAGCAACCGAGACGGUCGACGCUACGCCCGAGCCGCCAACAUCGGAGGUUCUGCACAAGAUGACGAUUACGAGCCAGCUCCUGACCGCGCACCAUGGCCGCCGUAUCGACAUGAUGGCUGCGAUCACGCUGCCGCCGCAGUAUGACCCAGCGACCGCCUACCCGACUGUAUACAGCAUUGAAGGGUUUGGUGGCACCGAGACGUACAUGCAGCGGGCGCAUGCGUUUCUGGAAAGCGACAUGGGUCUGCGCUGGCAGGCAGGCACGUGGCCAGAGGUGCCGAUGGUGCGCAUCGUCCUCGGCUCGCGCAUGACGUACGGCCACACGUCGUUUGCCGACUCGGAAACCAACGGCCCGUGGGCCACCGCGCUGAUCACGGAGCUCCUUCCAGCAAUCGAGGCCAAGUAUCCGUCGCACGGACGCUACCUGAUGGGCCAUUCGUCGGGUGGCUGGUCGACGCUCUGGCUGCAGCUGCAGUACCCCAAUGUCUUUGAUGGGACGUGGAGCAGCGCGCCCGACCCCGUCGACUUUACGUGCUUUCAGUUGGCCAACAUUUACCAAGACGACAACAUCUACUGGGACCCCUAUGGGCGCCAAGUGCCCAUGAGUCGCGAGCUUCCUUGGCUCACGGCCAAGCUGGCCAACCACAUCGAGUGGGUUUACGGUCGCGCGAAUGGCGGGCAGUGGGACGCCUUUCCUGCCAUCUUUAGCCCCCGACGCAGCGAUGGCACACCAGCGCCGCUCUUCGACAAGGUUACGGGCGAGAUUGAUCGUGAAGUUGCCUUUGCGUGGAAGCGCUUUGACAUUUGCCGUCUCUUAAGAGCGCAACCCGAGCUACUGAGCACGACUUUGGCAGGCAAGAUCCACGUUGUGUGCGGCCACGAGGAUACGUACUACUUGGACCGCGCGUGUCGCAAGCUCCAAGUGCUCGUGCACGCGCCGGCGUCGCAAGAGAGCGGCAACUACGUGCACAUGGUCCCCGGCAACCACAGCACCAUCAAGACGCAGGCGCUGUUUGAUGGCUUUUUUGCCGAAAUUGCCGCCGCCCAUCGCCAGAAAUACGAGUCCAAGUAGAUAACCCUAAUCGUUGAGAUAACCCUA
Molecule: messenger RNA, 1624 nt
Organism: Saprolegnia diclina VS20
Lineage: Eukaryota; Oomycota; Saprolegniomycetes; Saprolegniales; Saprolegniaceae
Exons: 12
Coding region: 188-1597 (469 amino acids)
Source: RefSeq, a predicted model, not a curated record